CAUUAGUGGCCCAUUGGGACAGGCCCUGAGAGAUACCAACGGUAACGGGGCGCAUGGCGACAAAAUAGGCUCGCGGACAAAGAAGUACGGUGAAGGAGAAUCAGAAAAACGCCACGAGGGCGGAUGGUCCCCCCAUGCGCCCUGACACCAGAGUCUGACGAUGCGCCACGUGGAGGCGCCUGGACGUUGGACCAGACCAGGCAUUUAAUGCGUGACUGACGAAAGGCUUUGUGACAGAAGUUGGUCGGAGCCUGGUCGAGGGGUUCGAGUAGUAUAAAUAGCGCUCGGUAGGUGGCAUUUACUGAGGGCGGUUUCUCUCACUAAAUCAUUAUUUCUUCGCUUAUCUCUCUAGAACUAGCACUGACUUGAUCGUCGGAGUGCUAACGAGUGGCUACAGCCCUCUAGGCGCUAGUUUUGCAGGGUCUAAGCGCCUGCGGUGUGGUGGUUAGGGUGCGAUUGGAGGAGGGAAGCAUCCGGGCAUCAACAGUUUUCAAGUCAUUGCUAAGCUGACCUGUGUCAUUAUUCUCUGUAAAAUGUUCUUCCUACCAACAAUGAAAGCUGUGUUAUUAUAGUGUAUAUUUAUUGUUGAGUACGUGAUAGCAAUGGGGCGGGUCGGGGUGGGUACCUCAAUAUUCAUGUCCCGCCCUAUGCUACUACGGGUCGGGGCGGGUAAUACCCUCGUGGGUACGGGACGGGGCGGGUUGAUCCACUCUUGUUUUUUGAAAAAAUACACGAAUUUUUUUUACCUUUUAGGAUAAAACGAAGGGGAAAAUGCUUCAUGAAUGAAUAAUAGUUAUAAUAUAAUGGGCAAUUGAGUCUACUUGGUUGAAAAAUCAAGUCUAACUAGUUGAAGAAAAUCCAAAAUAGGAGAUAUAUGAAUGAAUCACAUAAGAAAUUGACCUAGAACGGGUUAAGAACCAGACGGAGCGGGACGGAAGUUGAUACCCAUGUCCCGACUCAUGCUAAUGCGGGUCGGAUACUACCCGCCUCAUCACGAAUCAGAUCAGGUAAUACCCGACGGGGCGGGUUCAAAUUGGCAUACGUCCCUAUGGCAAAAUGGCAAAUCAAUCACGAUUUUAAACCAAAACUACAUAUGUCCAUUGUAAAGAAAAUGUAUUAAACAGUAGUUUCACAAAAUAAUACACACAAAAAAAAAAGACAUGCAGGGCUGCAUAUUAGACAGACCAUCAGACCCUAAAAAUUAGUUGACUUGUAAAAAUCUCCCACAGUUCAAUUUGUGGCAAGGCAAAUCCCCUCUACUCCUGCCUGCCUACAAAUUAGCUUUCUAUCACAUAGCUGCACAGUCUGUAUCCAAAAUUAACACGCCGUUCUUUCUUACAAAAAAGGAAACAAUUAACCGUAAAAAAAAUCUUCUUGCAAUAGUGAUUUUCCUGAUCAAUCACUUUACAGUAAUUGAGGAAAUUCAUGACCAACCCCAUUUCCAAUGUUUCCAUUUCUGUGUUUAUAUAUAUGAAUCUUACCGUCCAAGCAAAGAUCAAGAAGAAGAAAGCUCCAGAAAGAGCUCUGCAAUUCAAAACACAACAAACCCACCACCAAAAAAAAAGUUGCCGUUUCUUUUGAACUUUUGAUCAGAAAUGGGACACAAGAGAGUGAAGAUGGAGCUGAUAAAGAACGAGCGAAACCGAAUCCAGACUUUCAAGAAGCGGAAGGCCAACCUGAUGAAGAAGAUGUCCGAGUUCUCCAUCCUCUGCGGGGUGGACGCGUGCCUGAUCAUGUUCGGUCCGACGAGGACGACCGAGGCCGCGAAAGAGGAGGAGGACAACGAGCUGGAGACGUGGCUCCCGGAUCCGCGAGCUGUCAGGGCAAUGAUCCAGAGGUACAGGACCGCGGAUGGCCCCAAGAGAACCUACCAACUCUCCGAUUACUUCACGGAGAAGAAGAAACGAGUCGACCUCGAGCUGGCCAAGAUCAACAGGCAGAUCUACCGGCACAGGUUCGCUGCCGGAUGGGACUCCAGGCUCGACAGAUUCUCCGCGGAUCAGCUCACCGUCCUGCUGGGUCAGUUGGAUUCCAAGCUCAAACUGGCCGAUAAAAAACUCGCGAGCUUCAGCUCGGCUGAAGCAGCUCGUCGUUGUAAUCAGCUGGAGUUCGAUUUCAGUCCCAUGGUGGUUCAGUUCCCUCCUCUUGUUCCUGCUGCUGUGGUUGGGAAUUCGUACAUUAUGGGCUUCGAUCGGAAUAUUGAGAAAUUGUUACUCUGUAAAGAUUACGUGGAUGUCAGGCAACAGCUGCAGGACAGUAGUUCCAAGUCGGCCCAUCAGCAGGAGCAGGAGCAGCAGCAGAGUUCGUUUAUGGCUUUGUUGAAUGCGAAUUCCUCCGAAGCAAGCAAUGAGAUUCAGUAUAGUAACCUACAUUCCCAAAGUGGGUUACGGCAGCUUUUACCAGAUGUGAACAGCUCCGGUGGUUGUUACUCUGCAGCAGCAGCAGCAGCAGAAGAAGAAUUGAGCCCAAACGAGUUGAGCAAUGUUGGGUACUCGAUCGAUUUCGAGCUUUUCAAUCAUCAUCGUCAAGUGACGAAGCCAGUACCUGACAGCCAAAUGAUGAUGCUGACGAGCUUUGGAGGUUAUGGUCAGGAUUCGGGGACAUACAGUUCGUUUGGUGCUGCUGCUACUUAUCCGAAUCCAUGGGGGAUGGAUUAUGGUGGUGAGUUUGGGAACAAUUAUUCUUCUGAUUGGUCGAUGAUGAGUUACAUGACCCCUCCAUUAAGCACCUUUCAGCAAAUUCUGCAGCAGCCACAUCAGUUGCAGUUUUCGACGACGGCUGCUCAAUUUGCUGCUGCUCAUUACCAUCAUGGCCAGUUUUCUCAGCAAUUGGAUGGUGAUGAUGGUGGUAGCUCUGGGUUUAACCAGAAGUGAAGUGCAAUGGUUUCUUGGUGUCAUAGGCUCUUGUGCUUUCUCUGGAAUCCAUAGUCUUUCAAGAGUAUCUAGUAGAUGAUAAUGAACUGUCAAGCUAAUUCAAUUUCUCAUUGCAAGUGUGCUUAAUAGGUUUUCCAAUAGAAUUAGAAACGCAUUUUUUUCGACAUUCUGUUUUUUAGUUUUUUUUCAUAGAUAUUCUCAUGGAACAAAAUGAUACAAAAUAAUAGUAUUUUGUAAUAGUGUUGGGGCUCCUGAUAUUAUACAGAUUACUGAUUGUUAAUUAGUUAUAAUAAUGAUUCAAUCAUGACCAUUAAAACAUUAUUUCAAACAAUGACGCUUUGAAAAGCUCCUUGGGAACUUUAAGCAGAAUAAAACUCAAUACUUGAAACAGAAAUAUAAGCCAGGGGAAGAGUACUAACCUUCGGCAUUUCCCCGCUUCCUCAUCUGUCUGAAAUGAUGUCAGAAACAAGCUCGCUCUGCUGUUUGCCGGAGGUCGAGCGGGCAGAUCAUCAGGAACAUCGCCACAGUUUCAAGCAACCUUCUGCCAGCUUUUGUAAUGGUGAUCGACGAAGGAUACUUGCAGCUCAAGAAAUAUGUCAUCACUCAUCACACCUUAAGACCACAGAUACAGGUAGCUGUUGAUUAGUAGGGAUCAGCAGCAGCUCAUCUUUUGCUUUGAUUCAACCUGAGAAAAGUUGUUAGUUUCUUACCUUUUCUUUAUACAUACGGCAGGAUGUGGCAAACUUUCCUGGUGGUGUACUCUGCAUGGCCAUCCAUCUUUGAGCUAGCUUUCAUGAAAGCAGCAACUGGGACGCUCUCCCACAUCGAUAUGGCAGUGGAUGCCUUCUUUGAUGUCGACAUUGUCCGCAACUUUCUUUGUGGCUUAUCUUGACAUGACCACUUAUCUUCUCGUCGAUGAUCACAAGAAGAUUGCUGCAAGGUCUUAUAUACAUGUUUAUCUUCUCAUUUCCCUCAUCUUCUUGUCUUCUGAAUGAACAAGCAAUGAAAUAUUGAGGUAUGCAAACAAGAACCUCUGCCUCCUGAAAAGCUUGAAAGAGCAAAUGCUGGCACACAUGCAACUGCAGGAUCUGGGAUGUGACGAGCUACGAGAAUGGUACAGAACAGGUACGUCCACGAAAAAACACUUCCAUUCUCUUGUCAGGAAAUUCUCAAUUCUCAAAGAACAUCUAACUCAUAAGUUUGUGGUGAACAGCUACAGAAGAACCCACUUGUACUGAGCGUGAUUAACAAUAGAAACAAUCCAUGAAAAGACUACAUCUGAUAAGAGCAAAAGUGGCCCAAAAACACAGACAAUUCUGCCAAAUAGUCUUUGACUCUGAAAAGUUGCGAUCCCCACCCUCCAGAACUUGCAUUCUGCAGCAGCAAAACAAAAUGCUGAUCAGCAUAUUAAAUUCUAAAAAUAAUG
This is a messenger RNA of Linum trigynum, 4299 nucleotides long. The record is from the annotation of a GenBank genome assembly. NCBI's taxonomy places the organism in Eukaryota, Viridiplantae, Streptophyta, Magnoliopsida, Malpighiales, Linaceae.